This is a messenger RNA of Pelagomonas calceolata, 462 nucleotides long. NCBI's taxonomy places the organism in Eukaryota, Pelagophyceae, Pelagomonadales, Pelagomonadaceae. The record is from the annotation of a GenBank genome assembly.
AUGGAGGGCAUGUUCGAAUGCUGCACUCGAUUCAAUCAGAAUAUCGGUGCCUGGGACGUCUCAUCGGUUACGAAUAUGAGAUCGAUGUUUUGGGAUGCUGAGCGCUAUACAGGUGCAGGUAUUGGCGCGUGGGACGUUUCUUCGGUGACAGAUACGUGGGGAAUGUUCAAUGGUGCUGUUGUCUUCAAUGGUGACAUCGGCGCCUGGGAUCUGUCGUCGGCCGAGAUUACGUCUGCCAUGUUCUCAGGCGCGAGUUCUUUCUCUCGAGACCUCCGCGGCUGGAACGUCGCGCCAGCGCAGGCGUAUGAAAUGUUCGAGGACUGUGGUUCCUUCGAUUUGAGGAACCUGCCUCCGGCUCUCGUCGGACGGCAGCACGAGAUCUUGGAGGAGGAGUUCAACGGCCGAGAGUCGGACACCGAGCCGGAGUCGGAGGACGAGUGGGACUCGGACUCUGACGCGUAA